AUGAAGCAUAGGCAAGUUGCUCUGCAUUUUUCUUUCUGUACCUAUGUGCUAAUCUUGACAUUAGCCACCGCUCAAACCACCACUAACACCACCUCUCAACCCAACAAUUACAACAUAACCAAAGACCGCAAUAUCACGAAACCAGGAUGCCCAAAACAGUGUGGAAAUCUUACAGUUCCAUACCCAUUUGGGAUUGGCAUAGGAUCUGGUUGUGCCUUAGACCCCGGGUUUGAGAUCGACUGCAACACUUCAAAUGGUUCUCCAAAACCCCUCAUAGGGAACAUUACUAUCUACGAAAUAUCCGACACUGAAAUGCGCAUAUCAAGUAUUGUAGCUCGGAGGUGUUACUCACGCGAAGGACUACCUCAACUCCCUGAUGAUCCUGCAUGGAUGACUUUAGGAAAAACUACUCCUUACACUUUCUCAGCCCUUAACAAAUUCUCUGUUGUUGGUUAUGAUGAUGCUGCUGUAAUGAUCGGACUCAACUAUGCUAAUGGCUGUUUCUCUCUCUGUACUAGUUCAAGCGAUAUUAUUUUUGAAGGAAGAUGUAUGGGAACUGGUUGCGGUCAAAUAGAAAUACCAAAGGGAUUGAAAUACUUUGAUGCAUCAAUCCUAAGCAUGGAUAACCACACACAAGUUUGGUCUUUCAAUCGAUGUGGCUAUGCGUUUCUUGGUGAGGCGAGUCGCUUCCAAUUCAGGGGCGCUGAGGAUCUUACUGAUGAUGAUGUUAAGUUUACACAAAGGAUUUUUAAUAGUGUCCCGAUCGUGCUAGAUUGGGCCAUUGGAAAUCUUACUUGUCUUGAAGCACAGAACCGAACCGAUUAUGCUUGCCUGGAGAAUAGCCAGUGUGUUAAUUCCAACACAAGUCUUGGUGGUUAUAGGUGCAGUUGUAACUCCGGAUAUGAAGGCAAUCCAUACAUUAGUCCAGGCUGCCAAGGUAACUUGAUUUCUUUAUUUUGCUAUUAG
Messenger RNA from Nicotiana tabacum (common tobacco), 966 nucleotides. The record is from RefSeq and is a predicted model, not a curated record. Lineage: Eukaryota; Viridiplantae; Streptophyta; Magnoliopsida; Solanales; Solanaceae.